Molecule: messenger RNA, 2654 nt
Organism: Rhopilema esculentum
Lineage: Eukaryota; Metazoa; Cnidaria; Scyphozoa; Rhizostomeae; Rhizostomatidae
Product: fibroblast growth factor 20
Molecular function (GO): growth factor activity
Source: RefSeq, a predicted model, not a curated record
UCGAAACCUUUAAGCCCAUUAACUCUGCACCCUGACAUAUAACCACCCUGAAUUAUGAGCAUUCUUUUUUGUGGGAAACUGUUCAAUCAGACAAAAUCAACAAAGACGCACAUUUAGCCAAUGUUUCCACAAGGUCAAAUUGGGCUUGGUACGUGUUUCCUUUUUCCACUGUGCAGUAAUCAAAGGGUGACGACAUGGAUCAUAAGAUAGGAAGCCCCCGUUCAUUUGAUGGAUGUAUUUCAUCAUUUGCAGAUCGAGAACGGUCAAAGGAAUUGACCAGUUUUCAAUUGAAUCAGACGUAGAAUGUCUUUUGAGGUUUGCCUUUCUUUUUCCAAGGCAUUCACAGUGGACCUUCCCAGUUGUGACAAGAUGCCUUUCGAGAUUACGAAAGCGCACGCCAAGUCCAAUAGGAUUCGUCGCAUUCAAUGUGAGAAUGGCCUGUUUCUUGAAGUGCUUUGCGAUGGCUCAGUUCAAGGAGUCAGACACAAGAAAACGGACUAUGGUGUUUUUCAUCUGUAUUCAGUUGGGCCUAACAUGGUUGUAAUUCGAAAUAUUUCCACCGGACUCUAUCUUUCUGUGGAGGAGUCUACCAUCUCCACUAGGGAAGACUUUGGCAAUUGUUGUGUUUUCUUGGAAAUUCUUUCUGAAAGCUAUUACGUAUACUACACCCCACUGAACAAAGAUCAAGACACGUCUUUGGUUCUAGUGCUGGACAGCAGUGGGAAGUCUGGGUUACAGAAUCUGCCUGAUGGCGUCAGUACUCCUGGACUGAGUGGAACUCUAUUCAAAACUCUCACUUUACCAGAACAGGAGCACGUGCACUUUUGUGUUAUGGCAAGAUCAUUAGACUCCUGAUUUGACGAAUCUUGCAAUGCCAACAGUUGAAGCAUCGACAACAACAAGAACAACAACCAACAGCAACACCGCUGACACCGACAACAACAACAAAAGCAUCGAAUAAUGUAUACGCCACUUUGCAUAUGUACAAUGAGUUGGCGUUGAUUUGCAGCGAGUUUUCAUUCUGCAUGGUUUGGCUCUAUACGUAAUCGGACGUUUUAGAUCGAUAAUACGUCAAUGGCAACUGAAUGACGUUCCUAUGCUUAUCGCGAUGCCAUAUUCCUGUUACUAGACGCAAUCCUCCAAGAUUCAUACGCUCAAAUGUUUCAAUCUCUAUUUGUUCAAGUCAAGCAACGGAAAUUUCAAGUAUUGAAGCGACAUAAAUCGUAUUGCUGGUUCAACUCUUACAACAUUCGUUUUUAUAUUAGCUUAUAGUACAGUCAUAUUCAAUUGUAUAUAGCAAAGUGUAUAAACUUAACAACAUAGUCGACUUAUUCCACACAAAGAGAAACAGUGUCUUACAAUAAUAAUUUAGAUGAUGAAAAUAGUGAUGAUGACAAUUGUCAGUUUUAGCUUCAGUUUCAGAAUGCCUUGCCAAGUUUCUAAACCUAUAAUUCUUUGUGUUGGAUGGUUAAAUUUAUUUCUAAAACCAUAAUUCGUGAGAAUUGGGAAAUUGUUUGUGAAUGACUAUGGAAUGUAUGACCUUGAAAUUCGUAGAUGUUGCGGCGUAUGAUAAAAGGAUUUCAUUUCAUUGUAAAAUUGAAUUUCUUAGAUAUACUAAGGAGAACGACCUUCAAAGCGAUUUAGUAUAAAAAUGAACUUUAGUGUUUGUAUCAUUAAUCUGUUUCAAGCAGUUCAAAGUUGUACGUUUAUCAGUUAUUUUGAACCGUAAUUGGAAUCACUGUCUCUUGAAUUUUGUAGCGAGAGUACGAUUUCUAGAUAACAUAUAACUUAAUAAAUGUAAACAAAUUUUUAUCAAAGGUAGUUGACCUGGAAAAACUGAUUCUAAGUUCCUCAUUGCUUCAGACUUGGGAAAACAUUAAACAGGAGGACAUUUUCCAAUAACGAACACCUCUCAAUAACACAGACCUUCCAAAAAAGACAACUUUUGACAAGGGACGAGCUCAAUGAAUUAUACCUACAAGUACAGCCAAAUAAUUUCGUCCAAGUAUCUUUUGACAAAACCUUGAACCAACUUCAACGGUUAAUCUUGUCCCAUGAGUCACCCACGGGAAGACAUUUUUGGGGGUGAAGGGCUCGAAAUUUCCCACUGACAAAGGUCAAUUCUAAUUUUGUAUGAGGGCCUAAUAGUUUUUUACAAACAAAACCUUAUUAAUUGUCUCGUAGAUGAUUAUUCAGCUGUAUGAUAAAGUUUCUAGAUAUCGUAAAUUUGGAAGAUCGAGCAUAACGACUGUUAGUUUAAUUAGUGCAUCAAAACAUACGUAGUCCAAAAAUCAGAUGUUAAUUUUUCUCCUUCUACGACUUGCCCAUUGCUCCACUAUCUUAUCUAGAUUUACGUUGUCCAAAAUGUCCUUCUCGCAAGUAAGAAUCAUGAGGUCGUUUAGUCUUUUAUCGGUCGAUCUCGAAUGGAGAAGUUUUCGACUAUUUCAUAUCCUGUUUUUAGAAGCAAUUCGAUGAAAUGAUUAUCACACUAUCCCCAUUACCACGAAUGUAGUUGAAAAUACUUGCAUUUUAAUACCUAACUUCGUUUUUUCUGUAUUGCGUUGCCUCUCAUUCUUUUUAGAACUGCCUUUUACCAAACAACUUUUUUCUUUUGAACUUAAACCUUUCUUAUGCUUCUCUUUGAGCUACAGUUU